AUGGCAGAGCCCCUCCCCGCCGCAGUGCAAGCUUCCUACUCGGUCAUCAUCGACGAGAUCCUACGCGCCAGCGACAUCAACACCAUUUCUGCAAAGCGCAUACGGAAGGGUCUUCAGGAAAGAGUCGAGGAUGACCUUUCGCAGCAGAAGGAGCAAAUCACCACGCUCAUUAUGCAGCGCUUCGACAAGUUCAACAACGAGCAGAACGGCGGCUCCGAGGUUUCUGAACCCAUACCUACUGUCGAGAACGGCGCAAAGGCCUCCAACGACGACACCUCCGACGUCUCCCACAACAAGCGAUCGCCGCGCGAUGACGAGUCAGUGCUCUCUGAGGUUGAAGAUGUUGCACCUCCCAAGAAGAAGGUUAAGAAAACCAAAGUCAAAGACGAGGAUGACGAUGCAGCUUUCGCGGCGAGAUUACAGGCUGAGGAGAACGCGCGCAUGGGUAGGGCGACACGCGGUGGGAAUACAAAGCGGAAGGCACCUGCGCCAAAGAAGACCAAAACCAAGAAGAAGAGCUCUACCCGCAUCAAAGACGAGGAUGACAGCGACAUCGCAUCAGGGAGUGGGGGCGAGAAGAAGAGCCCAAGCCGGAAAGGUGGAUUCCACAAACCUAUGGCUCUUUCCCCAGCCCUUUCUGAACUCCUAGGCGAAACACAGCUCUCGCGUCCACAAACCGUCAAGAAGAUUUGGGAGUACGUCAAAGAGCGCGACUUGCAAGACCCGGCCGACAAGCGCCAGAUUCGAUGCGACGACGCCAUGCGCGCAGUCUUCAAACAGGACCGCGUUCACAUGUUCACCAUGAACAAGAUUCUCAACCAGAAUCUGUACGCCGUCGACGAAGUCAUCUCCACAUAG
This is a messenger RNA of Alternaria postmessia, 858 nucleotides long. RefSeq lists its product as uncharacterized. Gene Ontology annotation, biological process: transcription initiation at RNA polymerase I promoter; nucleolar large rRNA transcription by RNA polymerase I. The coding region runs from base 1 to 858 and encodes 285 amino acids. The transcript is spliced from 4 exons. Gene Ontology annotation, molecular function: RNA polymerase I cis-regulatory region sequence-specific DNA binding. The record is from RefSeq and is a predicted model, not a curated record. Lineage: Eukaryota; Fungi; Ascomycota; Dothideomycetes; Pleosporales; Pleosporaceae. Gene Ontology annotation, cellular component: nucleus; RNA polymerase I upstream activating factor complex.